Messenger RNA from Mugil cephalus (flathead mullet), 2653 nucleotides. RefSeq lists its product as uncharacterized. The record is from RefSeq and is a predicted model, not a curated record. The transcript is spliced from 5 exons. The coding region runs from base 1423 to 2598 and encodes 391 amino acids. NCBI's taxonomy places the organism in Eukaryota, Metazoa, Chordata, Actinopteri, Mugiliformes, Mugilidae.
AAGGACUUUGAAACUUUAAAGUUAUAAAGUUGAAUCAUGUGAGGAAGAAUUAUAUCCCCACUCUGCAAAAUGGGAUGCGCGGAAAUGCAUAUUUUAAGUGUUUUAUGGAUAUUUAAAACGAUCAAAAAGUUAAUUGUGCCUUAUUAGAUGACACAGUAUUAUAUAGAGUAUCAUGCUUCAUUAUGGGUUGUGGGUCCAUUUUUUUCUAAUGGCCUGCAGAUCAUGUAUUGAUUUCUCACUGUGCCAGCAGUUCUUUGGCAUAAGACAGCUUAGACAUCGAAUUUCUAAUGCAGGGAUCAUUUCUAAUCAUUUCAUAGAUUCCGGGAGGAAUCAAUUAUAAGGGUGGCGGGGAUCGUGACUGGCAGAGAUCCUGAGACAAAAUCAAAUACGAGUUAUAAUUUUAGAAAACUGUUAAAUUGAGUACUAACACGAGUAAAAAUUAGAUAAGGCCCGAGUGAUGUCUCAAACAACACCGCCUUUUGCGCUGUGAACAGAGCUCCACUGUGUGUAGAAUCCCAUUAAAAAAACAAAAUCCGAAACCUGUUCAUCCUAAUGCUUCUCCGUCACGUCCGUGACAGACCUAAGCCCAUUUCCUUCUUUGGAAGAUGAGCGUUUCUAAUCAAUUUCCAAGCUUCACUGGAUUAGACAAAAUAUAUCAAAGGAUUUCAGUGGUCAGAGGUUUUGGGAGGUGAUUAAUGACAGCUCCUACAAACACCAACUGGGAUGACGAUGACAAAAUAGUUUUACCGAAUAGACGCUGACUGGCCACUUCGUUAGGUACACAAAAUGGAAACAUUACAGUGUAUUGUAAUGUAAUCACUCUGCCCUAAAUCUUAGCUUCAGCUGUUAUAUUCCUUUUUUUUUAUUUAUUUUUUUUUGGAGCGUCUCGGACCUAGAUGGUACAGGAGCAUUUGACGGUAAGAAGGACUAGCUCUGUCCAUAUGCUAGCAAUAUUUUUAUGCCCUGCUUCUUUCCCUUGGAAACAUUUUGUGUGGGAAAUAUAUAAGAGCGUUGCCCGGGCAACCAGAGUCUGGUUCCACCAUGGACCGGCUGUCAGCCACAAAGUGACGAGCAAAUCGCAUUAGAUGAAGACCGGGGUUAGGGGUGGCUUUAAACUUUGCUCUUUGUUUAACAGGCAUUUUUAAAGGCAACUUUCAAAAAGUGUUACCUUGGCGACCUUCUGGAAUGUGUGACAUGAGGAGCAUCUGUGCAGGAGGACGUCUUUGAGGACACUCAGGACCACUAUUGAACUUUUUUUUUUGCGCAUUUGAGAGAUCUGUCCUGUGUUCUGAUAUACAGCUGCAAAAUAUCUAUGGCGCUACUACAAAGAAGCAGAGGAGUCAUAGUAUGAGAGAGGUGUUGUUUUCCCUGGAGUUGGACAUCUUUACAUUUUAGUUUAUUUUUGAAAGGUGACUGAUUACAAUGUAUGAGACGAUAACGUUGCCUUCCGACAUGUGGUUUAACACACCUAUGUAUAAUGAGGCUAUGAAGCUCUGCUGGAAUAUUGGGAGUUACAAGUCUCAGAUCGCAGUCGUGGUUGAACUCCUAAAGCUUCAGAAGGAUAACCAGAUCCCACCUGAAGUGACUGCUGACGAUAUGAUGAACUUGUUGCUGGAGGAGAGCGAAAAGGAAAUGAGAGCAUGCGUCUUCAAAUUUGGAGAGGACGGUUAUUUUGGGGAUGAUGCCAUACCUCUUUUCAUGCUGAUGUGGAACGUGAACACCGGGAAUAAAAUCAGGGACAUCGUGUUUGAAGCCCAGAUGCUGUUCAAGUCGCCGGGGACCUUACCUUCUUUUUUUCAGCUUCCUGAAGUUGUCAGGAUGGCACAAGACUAUGCCAAGAUCUUAAGAGAUAAGCCGCAGGAGGCGUCUAGCUCAAGACUGCUCAGCGUACAGCAAGUGGUGGAGGACGUAGUUCCAAGGGUCCUGCAGAUUUUCUGGGUUUUUCCUCUUCAGCCCAGCAUGAACAUGCGUUCCGAGAAGAUCAGCAAGAUUUCUGUUUGGCUUACGAUGACCACUUUCAGACGGGUAUCCAGAGCCCUAAGCGGCGGGGAACAAGUAACUUUCUCCCACUCAGUCAGGGAUGACAUUGUCCUGUCUAUCCUAAUAGAGAUCAGACAGAUGUACCCACUUGAAGUUCUGCUGAAAAAGAUCAAGGAAAUGUCGUUGCAGCUUCUGACUGAAGUUACCGAUGUUGCAGUGGGACAGAUUACUCAGAUGUUUCAGUCGCAGCGGGUGGCGGUCAGCCAGACACCCUCUGUUGAAUCACCUGCCACAUACGAGGGUCUCAUUGACCUUUUUGUAACAGAGGAGCAGCCAACGCCCAUGCCAGAGGGACAGUGUUUUGUAGCUGUGGUGCUGUCCUCUCCUUCUGAAUAUCUGCCCUUUCCUCCUCCUCCAUCCCCUUCUGACCCUACACCCUUUUCUCCACCGACAUCUCAUUCUGAACCCCCAUCCUCUUCUGAGAUUCAGACCGAGGCGGAGGUAGAUGAAGAAUCCGCCCAGGAGAACCCAAGCUCUCGCCAGUGCACAAGAAAGAGAAAGAGCUUCUUUCAGAAUCUGUGCUGUUGUUUUGCAGACAGUGACACAGACACUGAAUGAACAUUUUGGUGUACUGUAACAGAUUCAUAUUUUCAAAAUAAAAUAUGAAAUGUCA